Molecule: messenger RNA, 2085 nt
Organism: Ciona intestinalis (vase tunicate)
Lineage: Eukaryota; Metazoa; Chordata; Ascidiacea; Phlebobranchia; Cionidae
Source: RefSeq, a predicted model, not a curated record
CUGUUUAAGUAUCAUGUGCUUAAUGUCUUAUUCUUGGUUUUUAAUUUCCGUUAUAAUUAUAAACUGCGUUAACUAAUAGUUUAAUAAUGUUAUGUUAUGUACGGCGAGGUAGAAUACUAAACUAACUGUAAUAAAUUCCGCGAAAUUGACGUUGAUUUGGUGCUUAUAGAGUUAAACGAUUCUUUUGUGAAGAAAUACAGUAAGGAUCAGGUGCUACGAAAACGAAACAUAUAGACAAAAAUCAAGUCCAACCAUUUGUAUAAUAUGGAUACACGUUUCGACUAAAUGGCAUCGCCAGUCUCUUUUCUCUACAACAGUAGAAAUAUACAUUAACUUUAGUUAUGUUAGAUACACUGUACUCACUAAAACGUAUAAUGUACUCCAACGAGGCGAUGUUUAUGCAACUUUUAUUUCAAUUCUGGCAAUACUUAUUUUGCAACUUGGCUAAAACACAUUAAAUCUAGUCCUCUUAGCUAAACUGUCCUACUAACUGAAACGUAUAUUGUCCUCCAAAACGAGGCAAAAUUUCUGCAAUUUUCUCUUAUUUUAACUUCGGCAGUAAUCAUUUACACAUAAAUCUAGUUAUGUUAGGUACACUGUACUAUCUGAAACGUAUAUUGUACCUAAGUACUAAUGGUGCGGUAGCUUGUACAUCGACCCUAGCUACAACCAGUCGACUGUAUUGUGCGAUGCGACAACACCGGAUAUAAUUCGCUGAACAGCAGUUUGCCUAUGCGAACAGUCUGUAUAAAAAGCAGCGAAGCCAGAAUGAUUCACGACACAAACCCUAAACAUCCUUUCGUUUCUGUGCAACUAAGCAUGGUAAAAUCGUAUGCGGUUUUUGUAUGUAAAAAACAUUGUACAAAAUACGACAAUGUGACUAGAUUAACUGUUAUAAAAUACAGAACUGGUCGAUUCUUAAAACAGCAGUCCUCUCGGAUCUUUCUGCUGCUUUUCGUAACGUUUACAUAGCUGUAACGUUCCAGCGUCACAUCAUGUAUAGAUGUAUGAGUAAAUUCUGUAUGAAUAAUUGUAAACAACGAAAUAUGAUAUACUCUACAGGUGUUACACAUAUGCACAAAAUGCCAAUUGAAAUAAUUUUGGAUCAAAAGAGUUCGAUAUUUCGACCCGGUGACAUCGUGUCUGGAUUUGUCACAGUCUUAUUUAAAAACGAAUUGAGCACAUCAGAAAUUGAGUUAGAAUGUUCAGGUAAAGUUACUAUUGCUGGCAGAGAUGGUUUAAACGGCUGCCAAAGCUUAUUCAGAACUGUACAAACACUUACGGCAGAGGGCGACCCUUCACUUAACGAGGUGCCGAGCUUUACUUUUAGACAACGUUUACCCACCCUGUUACCUCCGUCAUACGCCACAGUAGAUAAUGAAGUGUCGGUGCAGUACAAGGUUGAAGCAAGAAUGAAACGUCCAUGGGAAUACGGAGACGUUACUGUUAGCACCGAGAAAAUAUUGUACAUUGUCACCGUACAGGAAUUGUAUCCCCGACACUUGGAACGUGUAGCAUCUCGACACAAAGUUCAAUCCAUUUUAUUCUGUUGUUGCAUUCCAACCAUGGAUAUCACAUUUAAUCUGAGCAAAAACGGAUUUGUUGCUGGAGAAGACAUCGAGAUUGAAGCUAUUGUAAAUAAUAAAAGGUAAACAAUAUUUAUACUUCAGAAUUAGUUAAAAAUCUUGCAAACAAAAAAACCACGAACUUUUACGAAAAUUGUAGAAUGUAAGAUUUUAACCAAAAAUGAACGAACGGGUAAGAUGGAAUCUGUGUUCAUUACCUUUUCUCGUUACAUUUGGUAGUAAACAAGAAAUCAACUACUAAUCAACGACUCUAAAAGCUUAAGAGUUACAUAAUCUCAAAAGUGAAUCGGGAGUGAAAAAUAAGCUGUUUUACUGAUUUUUUUGCUACUGUAUAAAACAGUGGGGUAAGAUGGCAUAUAUCAUUAUUCCCAAAACUCAGUAGCCUACUUCUUUAAUCGAGUUUUAAACAAUUCUGUAAACAUACUUUAUUAACACCAAAUGGGGGGAAAGAGAACGAAAACAGGUCUCAUCUUACCCCACCCUAUACUAUACAAUUAAU